This is a messenger RNA of Canis lupus familiaris (dog), 2543 nucleotides long. RefSeq names its product USP6 N-terminal-like protein. The transcript has 15 exons. Lineage: Eukaryota; Metazoa; Chordata; Mammalia; Carnivora; Canidae. The coding region runs from base 429 to 1103 and encodes 224 amino acids. The record is from RefSeq and is a predicted model, not a curated record.
CCAGUAUCCCAGUACUCCCACUCUCCCCAGUACCCCAGUACUCCCACUCUCCCCAGUACCCCAACCCUCCCACUCUCCCCAGUACCCCAACCCUCCCACUUUCCCCAGUACCCCAGUGCGUAAAGAGGAGGCGCUCACACAGCGACAGGUCACAGGGACACUCGCUGGCCGGCCCACCCACCACCAUCUCUGCGCCGGCCCCAGGCUGGGAGACGUCACCCCCGAGCAUCAGGAGGACCCGGAGACCCUGCUGGUCUUGCAAAGGGCCAAUAUCGUGGCCCAGUACCAUCAGGGUCUCCGCAGGACCUGUCACUGUGGAAGGCACCGACCACCAGGGCUUUCUGCCGGACAAGGAGCUGCCCAGCCCCAGCCCCCCCGAGGCCAAGAAACUCCACCAGGAGACCCGGCGCGCGGACAAAUGGAUAAAAAUGCUCAAGCGAUGGGACCACUACCUCCCCAGCGAGAAGCUGCAGUGCCGGGUCUACAAGAGGGUCCCGCCCCAGGUGCGGGGACAGGUGUGGCUGCGAUUGCUGAACAUUGACCAGGUUAAGGCCAGGAAUGCCGGGAAAUACCAGGAAAUGAAGGAGGCGGCCCUGGUGUCCUCCCGGGACAUCAUGCAGAUCGACCUGGACAUCAACUGGACGUUCCGCAGUCACAGCAUGUUCUGGGACCGCUACGGGGUCAGGCAGCGAGCCCUGUUCCACGUGCUGGCGGCCUACUCGGUGUACGACACCGAGGAGGGCUACUGCCAGGGCACGAGCGAGAUCGCGGCCAUCGUCCUCAUGUUCCUGCCCGAGGAGGACGCCUCCUGGGCGCUGGCCCAGCUGAUGACCGACGACAGGCACGCCAUGCACGGCUUCUUCGUCCCAGGCUUCCAGAAGCUCCUCAGGUUCCAGGCUCAUCAUGAGCGCGUCCUCGAAAGAGCUCUCCCCGACCUGAGGAAGCACAUGGACGAGGAGCAGAUGUCCACCGGCAUCUACACCCCAAAGUGGUUCCUGCAGUGCUUCCUCGGCCGGAUCCCCUUCUCGCUCACCCUGAAGCUCUGGGAUGCGUAUAUACUGGAUGGGGCGCGGGUGCUCACGGCCACAGGAAGCGCCUCCUGAAGCUGCCCCUGGAAGGGCUCCGGGAGUUCCUGCAGGACUCACUGGCCCAGCCCUGGGCCCUGGAGGACGAGGCGGUGCUCAGACGCCUUCGGGCCUCCAUGACCCAGCUCCGGAGGAUGCGGUGUGACCUGCCCCCCCAGGACCUGAGGAGUUCCCCACGAGGCCCCUGGGCCUGGAGCAAGUGUCCCCGGUGUCCGGGCCUCUCCUCUCUUCUCCGGCCUCUGAGACACCCCCCAGGGUGGAGGAGCCGGCCUCCCCGGGCCCAGCCACCCAGCCUGAGCCGCCCGGACCCCCUCCCGGCCAGGCCAUCGUCCAACAUCCCCCCCAGCGAUGGAACUCCCUCCCCAUCCUCCCAGUGCAACAAGACGGUGCAGGCAAGUGGCCCCCAGACAUGGUGGGCUUGAAGUAAAAAAACGGGGUCCCCUUCCCUUCGGCACCUGCUUGGGCCACCCCAGAGGCCCCGCGACGGACCAGGCCCUGGAGCACCCCCGGGACUCCCAUCACGAGGUACCCCCAGCCCCCGAGGGACAACGCUGUCGGGCCCAGGACACCCUUCCUGCCCCGUGGCCACUGCGGCUCGUGCCCCUCGCUGGGCAGUGACGGGCACAGCCAGGGCAGAGCCAGGGCGGCGCUGAGCCCGCUGCCCCGAAGCCCUGCAUAGGCCCAGGACCCUCUGCCCUCCCCGUCCACGGGGCAGCUCGAUGCUCGCGGGCCUCAGGGGCAGAGCGUGGCGGUGAGUGCGGGGGCCUGGAGGCUCUGGCCCGCCGUCACCGUGCCCUGCCUCGUCUCACUGUCCCUCCCGGAGGGCGGCACCCCCCGCACAGGACACCAGCCCCUGACCCAGAGGGACCUGGGCUGGCCUGGCCCCGGACUCUGUGGGGGCAGGGGCGACUCUGCCAGGCCCAGCACGAAGAGGCAUGCAUUCUGGCCCCGGGCUGAGCGAGUCCUCUCACAGCCAGAUGUGGCCUCCUGGGCCCUGGGCGUGCCCCACAGAUCCAGGUCGCUGACCUAGGGCAGCCCUGGGGAUCCCAGGACACCCCAGGGCAGGGCAGCAGGGGCAGGCCCGUGGGCCCCACCCGCAUCCACACCAGGAGGCAGGCUCCUCCACGUGCUGGGGCUCCAGCAGUCAGUACCCGGCCCCAGGGGGCCCGAGGCUGGGGUCCAGCUGCCCUGCGGGGACCCAGCGCAGGAGCCCAUCGGCCGCAGGUCCAGGUCAGCCCUGCUGUCCCCAGAACCGCCUCUCAACGCCCCAACCUCAGGACACGCGCCCCCAUCCGGAGUCCACACAGGCUCCCAGGUGGGGGACUCCAGCACCCGCACCCCUGUGGGAUUCCCGCUUUCCUCUAAGGACAGGAAGGUCUCCCAGGGGAAGGCGCGCACCCUCGGCUCUGAGCCCCUGUUUGCUGUUCCAAGUUCAAUAAAGUGUUGUGUGAAAAUGCA